CCCAUUUUCCCCUAGAAUUUCUGAUUUAAAUUUAGGCUUAAUUAAUUACAUUGAUUAAAUAAACUCAAGUUUCUAUUUUGAUUUAUUUCGUGACUUCUUUAAUUACAUUGGAAAUGUAUAUUCAGUUACAAGUUUUGAGCAUUUUGUUUUGAUCAUUUUGAGAGUUUACAUCAAGGAGCACAAGUACAUGUUGACCUUUAAAGAAGUGGAUAUCUUUAUAAAAAUACAUAGUUAAAGUGGCAAUGUCGCAGCUGUUGCAGGGGGCGUGGCGGAGUGUGCUGCGGAGCACCUCCGUCAGUGUCCGGAGUCUUUCAGCCGGUAUAGACCUUUCCCAACCUCCGAAGCCCACUGACGCAGUCAUGACGACCCUCAAGACAGCUCCGUCCCCGGCGGCGGUGCUGGCGGCCGUGCAGCGACACCUGCCCGCCCUGGACCAGACGCACAUGCUGCAGGCGCUAAGGACGCUCUUCGAACUUAGUCGACAUAGCAGGUACAGUUUGGUUCACUCGAUAGACAGCCUCACCAAAGACCCGGCGUUCAGCACGCUCUGCCAGAACUUCAGGAAACACGCACGUUCCCUCGACGUCAACGAAGCAAUAGAAGCAACCAAAGUCCUCAUCUUCCUACAACUACCAGUCGACUCCUUAAUCCUACAGACACUUCUACAAAUCAUCAGAUGCAACAUCAACUACAUAAACCUCAGACAAGUUAUCUUCUUAGACUUCCUUCUAUCCAGAUACGAUUCUAAGAACCAUCUAGUUGAUGCGUUAAAACUGGCACUACCGCUAGUCUUCCAAAUCCACUUGCCUCUAGAAUUGGACCACGAAGACCUUCCGUUGCUCAAGGAUAUGCUCGCUUACUGCACCAGGCACGACUUGCCAGAUAGGUGUAUAAACAACAUAGUCACUGGUUUGCUCUUACACGACCAGACCAUAGACGCAAAGACUGCUAAACUCAUCGUCUGGUCGCUAUGUGAGGUGAACUGCACAGAAGAGAGGUUUCCGACCAGAGUCCAGUUACUCCACAUCUGCUAUGACAUUCUAGCGCAGUCGAUAGACCAGUUGACGUACGACGAGGUGUUGAAGACGGCGGCGAAGAUCAAAGGCAGGAUUCUGGAGAAGCACAGCGAGUACUAUCACGCCGGGGUGAUGGAUGCGUUCGCUAGUUACGUGGUGAGCCAGGACGUGGAGUUUGAGAAGGGCAUGCUGAUAGCAAGGAUCUUGUCCAGGAUUGCGCACACAAACUUAACCCUACUAGAGUACCUCUGCACAAUAGCAGCCAUGAAUCCAGCCUGCCUCGCGCGCGCUCAACCAAAUAUCCUGUUCGGCUUCAUCAACUGCCUAUCCAACUCCAACUACACCCCAGAACCUUCCAUCUGGACCGAGCUGCGGGACCAGAUCUCCAAAAACCCCGUCUUAGAGGGCAAAAACCCCGCAUUACCUUGGACGAAGGUCUGUUUGGAAAUGGCGUCGUUAGGGCUGUAUGAAGACAGGUUGUUGAAGAGAGUGUUGUCGCAAGAGUUUCUGGACGAAUACUUGGGGAGGGAGAACAAUCAGCUGGAUUAUUUGCAGCUGUUGAUGUUGCAUGAGGCGGUCAAAGCGUUCCAUGAUAAGAGCUACUCCCUCCCCGCGCCCAUCCUGCAAGCAGCUCGCGCCCGCUACCCGCUGCACCCGCUGACGUCACAGCUAGCGGCGGCGCUGGCGGCCGCGCUGGGCCCGAGCAGCGUGGCCAGCUGCGUCGCGCUGCCCAGCGGUGUUGUUGCUGAUGUGGUCACGUGCCUGAAGGCCGGGAGACCGGUGGAGUUGCCUCAGAACUUGGAAGACAGGACGCCGAUAGAGAAACUCAACCUACCUGAGGACAGUCUCAUCGUCUGCAUAAUGAACUUCAACCAGGGCUGCUACUCGGUCAACAGCCGCCGCCUGCGAGGGUCCUUCCGCCUGGUCCUAGACAUCCUGGAGGCACAAGGAUAUGCGGCUAUAGGCCUCAAUGUGAACGACUGGCUGGCUGCCCCUGAGCACGAGAGGACGCCAUACUUGCUGCGAGAAGUUAGCUACAAGUGUGGGGAAAGGGGGGUGAAGUUGUGUGCCACUUGAGAGGGGGGAGGGAAG
Plutella xylostella (diamondback moth) is the source of this 2108-nucleotide messenger RNA. Lineage: Eukaryota; Metazoa; Arthropoda; Insecta; Lepidoptera; Plutellidae. The record is from RefSeq and is a predicted model, not a curated record.